CUCACGCAGUUCACGGAUAGUUUUAGUGGUCGAGUUAAAUCUUUUACAGUCUUAAUCAAAAUGUCUUGAUUUUGAAACAAAUCAAAAUAGACCAGCGAUCGUACUAGCAGUGUUUAUAAAAUUGAACCGAUUCCAAGUGAUGAAGUGAAGAACACUGUUUUUAGUGAAAAAAGUAAAUCGAAAAAACCUAAGGUUUGUGCAAAAACUGCAAACGAGUGCGUGCGCCUCUGUGCUGGAGAAGGUGAAAAAAUAUUGGGCUAGCCAGAAUCAGUUUGCAUGGGUGCAGCAGGAGGAAGCUGGAAAUUUGGACCUUUCAGAGCACGCAGAUAUCCAAUUUGUGUUUCGAAACCAAUUCAGGUUUAAUGAUCGAUAGGCUGGUGAAAUCAUUGGAAGUCUCAAGAAGAAAUGAAUAGAAGUGCAUAAUAGUGGUACUUCAACCGGCAGUCCAGCGUUCAGUGAUAGAGAGCGUUUUUAAUGAUUAGGACGAUCACCUUCGGACGAUGCUGCUGACGAUGCGCGAAUAAGAUUGGCUCUUCAGGUGUGACCAAUUUGAGUGCUGGAAAGAAAUGUGUUGCCCGGCUAGUUACUUUCUUGCAUGCUAGGUGAUUCGAGCGAGGCAAAUGCAAAACGACCAAUCAGAAAGUUGAUUGGAUGCUGAUACCUGGACCGGAAGCGGCUACGAUUUACGAUCCACUAUCAGGUUUAAGGUUUAUCUCCGCAGAGACAACUUCCACCGGUACAAAUCAGCCCGCAAAUUUUGCUGCUUUCUGGCAGUUAGAGAUAACAACCGAACGAAAGCUACCGCCAUAUUUUCGUGGUGAGGUGUAGAAAUAUUGGGCAGAUAGUAGCAUAUCACAGCGCAGACGGCAAUAAGCUUGUCGCACAGGCACAGGAGCACACCGCACCGGGGACACUGUCCUGUGUGUAUCAAAACAAUUUUACCAGUUGAACCACAGAUAUCCGCCAAUAACCUGUCGAGCGUUGUGCGUUACAUAAAACACAGGCACACAGCAAUAAAUCGAGCACGUCUAUCUAGGCCAUAUGGAUCUAGUGCCAAAAUUUUACAGAUUAAGAUUGAAACGAAACCGCAGUGACAGAAAAAAAUACAAUUCGGAUUGAAAAAGGAAUUUUAGAGUUUAGUAAGCCGAUAAAGUACUAGUCAUAUAUUUUACAAAUUGUAGUGAAUUGCUUAGAAACAAAAUUAAAUAUAUGUACAUAGUAUAACGAUAUUACUCAUUGCUUGGCACAAAAGAGAUUUUAUCAGAUUCGUCAUUGACGCGAGAUAAGAAGCAGCGAACGUUUUUAGAAAUCAAAGAUAAGCUAUUCGCAGUAAACAGUGAUGAUAACGGGGUAAGAGCGACAAGAUAAUACUAUUCCAUAAGAUUAUCUGCAAAGCAUGCCACAGUCCCGUUCGGUUUGAUGUGUGUUGUGUGUGCUUGUGAAGGAAGCAGCUAAGAAAUGGGUAACAAAAAUUCCUGCUGCUCGUACUCGAGUCCUCCGCCAACGCGCAAGGCUAAGGAGGUACCGGUAUUUGAAGAGCAUCUACCGGAAGGUGAACUUUCGACCAACAAUCUUCAGCACAUCUCCGAGCGCGAAGGUGACGAUGGGGAGCACGACCCUUCGGUGGAUCCCUCCGCGGGCACAAUGUUCCUGGAACGAUCGAAGCAAAGUCUGGAAAAUGGUAUGACUCGAAAGAGAUCCCAGCAUCAAAUAGCACCCCAAGGGGGAAUCGUCCUGAAGAAAAGUAGUUCUUGCUCGACAAUCUAUCUGGACGAUUCGACAGUUUCCCAGCCGAAUUUGAAGAACACAGUCAAAUGCGUCUCGCUAGCCAUCUACUAUCACAUAAAAACGCGCAACAGUGAGCGAAGGAUAGACAUAUUUGAUGAAAAAUUGCAUCCGCUUACCAGGGAUCCGGUGUCGGACGAUUACGACAAACAUAAUCCGGAACAUAGACAGAUCUAUAAGUUUGUUCGGACGCUGUUCAACGCCGCCCAACUAACAGCAGAAUGUGCCAUUAUCACUCUAAUUUACUUGGAAAGGCUACUCACGUACGCCGAAUUGGAUAUUGCGCCUUGCAAUUGGAAGCGGAUAGUGCUCGGUGCAAUUCUGCUUGCUUCCAAGGUGUGGGACGAUCAGGCCGUCUGGAAUGUAGACUACUGUCAGAUACUGAAAGACAUUACCGUGGAAGAUAUGAACGAACUCGAAAGGCAAUUUCUCGAACUGCUCCAGUUCAACAUAAACGUACCGUCGUCGGUGUACGCCAAGUACUACUUCGACCUGCGAACACUGGCCGAAGCUAACGAACUAUCAUUCCCAACGGAACCCCUCUCGAAGGAACGGGCCCAGAAGCUAGAAGCCAUGUCCAGAGUAAUGCAGGACAAGGCUACUGCCGAAGCACUGAAGAAUGGCAUGAAAAAGUGGUCCUCAAUCGACAACAUUCACCAGCAAGGCAACGUGCGACGGAGUGUUGCCAUUCUGUCGUGAUUCCGCAGUGCGGAGCGGCGGCAGGGAGCGUAGUGUUUGCAUGUUUUCUGUACUGUUCAUUCUAUGCCAACUCUGCUAGGGAUCGUAGUGUGUUAUUACUUAGCGGCGUAGAGUCGCGUCAGAUGUUUCCGUGAUGUGCAGCAACAGCAACAACAACAAAAUAAGAAGCAUGGCAAAUAAAGAAGCAUUAUGUGAAAGGUGAACCGAACGCGUGAUCAGAUUUUACAUGUAUUUUGUAUGUAUUUUUUACGACAGACAAAGAAUACCCAAAAUUCUAACAUAAGCAGCAAACUAUUUUGUACUGAUUGAUUCUAACUGUUACAGCAGCUUCGACAACAAGAACAAUUUAACAGGAAACGACCGGUGAUGGUGUUACUGAUGCCAUCUUUAUGCUUAUCCCAAAGGAGAAAUCUUAAUCGCAAAGUGUUACUAACUGAGUUCUGUGAGACCUCUUUUCUAUUUAAUUAAAUUCUAUGCAACGUCUAUCCAACAGUAAAAAAAGAAAUUCAAAGCAUUUGUUAUUAACCUGAAUUGUAUAAUCGGCCAAAAGGAAAUGUGCAUCAAACACUAAAAUAAAUCAAUCACAAAUAGAGAGUAUAAAUUGCUUUUAUUCAGUAAUAAACUCGCCCUCACUUGGGAUAAGCGAAAGUCGUUGCAGUGGUAAUAGAAUAGUGUCAGUAUGAAAGUAUCUGUGUCAAUUUUUUUCGAUGAGCCGAAGCACAAGACUGUGCAAUCGAUGUGAUGGAAGAAUCUUUUUGUAUCGUUGAAUAUUAAACACUAACAUGAAGCAUUAACACUUACCGAGUAAUUAUCAUGAUUCAUACGGCAUCUGACUACUUUCAUUGCAAAGCGCAUGGUAAUAAACGAUUGUAACUCAACGGUUUUCUAUAAAAUUGGCAUUUUUAUUUAAUUGCAAUGUGUAUUUUCAGAGUGGAGUAUUGCCCAAAAAUUGAAUUUAAUUUCUUUUUUGUAUUCAUGCCAAAUCUUUUCAAAUUUUGUGGUACCUUGAAAGCGCCACGCGCUCUAGGUGAUAUUUUCAUUGAUUUCUUCGAAUUGAGAUUGAAACUCUAAAAUUUAUGCAUGGAGUUCUGUUGCAGCAACAAAACUGUACGCAUAGAAUUUAGGGUUUUACUCUUUUACUUCGAUAAAAUCUAUGACAAUACCACCUCGUGCGCGGCGGCUGGUGCUUUCGUUGUAUUUGAUAAAACGAGCAAAGAUGUCAGAUAUUAAAUACGCAAAAACUAAAAAUCUGACUAGAUCUAACGGAAUUUAUUUGUUUUUAAAUACAUCGCCUAAUAAAAUCGCUAUUCCAUUCAACUAGUACGAAUCGCUUCGUGAUACCUUUUGCGCAAAUUUAGAAUAUUUGGGAAGCGUACGCGAUAUGUAUAGGAACCGCGAGUAUCCAACGGUCAAAUCGAAUAGACUAUAGGAACCUAACACAGAAUAACAAAACAAAAACAGCUCUGCAAUAUGAAGUGCGAACUUUGAAUCGAAAGCUAACAGAAGCAAACGGAAACCCGAAAGUAAUUAUAAUGCCGUCACUUUAGAGCAUAGCAUAAAAGAGAAAGAUUAACUACGCUGAGAAAAGCGAAACAAAAAUCUGAUUACAAUAGACUUACUCUUAGACACUUAGGAAGUAAACAAACAAAAGUGGUAGACUAGAGCAAAAAGCAGGUGAAUUUCCAAACGUGCAGAAGAACGGCACACAUGAUGAUGAAAGUAAGUAAUUGAAAUUGGAAUUUCAGGUCAAGUAAUGAUAAACGGUGUCCGAAUGUGCGAAAAAGACUACGCAAUGAGAAUGAAAGAAGCCGUGUGUAGGGCGUUUCCUUAGAAUAGGAACAGAAACGAAGGCGCACUUUGCAUCUUAAAGGUUUCGUUUGGUUAUGUUGGUUUUAAAGUAUUUUCUAAAAAAAAGGAAAAAAACCGUAAUGGAUCCUAAAUAAAAGCAUGAACUCUAAUCAGUAGUGGUAGGCCGGUAGCAAGAUAAGCCAAUAACAUUCAUUAAUGUCCUGUUAGUCAACGCAAACCAUUGCUGCAAAAUGAAGCAAGAAAAGAGCGGAAAAAGUAAAAUCAGAUUGAGCAGAAACUAAUCUAUAGUUUUGUGAUAUCGAAAUGAUUGAUCAGAGACUAUUUCAAGAGUAUCGUACCAAUUUAUAUGUAACUUAAGCUAUUGCGAGAAGAUACAGCAUAUAUGGAAAUAAAAAGAUGUAAAAGCAGCUGUCUUUU
Messenger RNA from Sabethes cyaneus, 4710 nucleotides. RefSeq names its product cyclin-Y-like protein 1 (gene CycY). Gene Ontology annotation, biological process: regulation of cyclin-dependent protein serine/threonine kinase activity; regulation of canonical Wnt signaling pathway. Gene Ontology annotation, molecular function: protein kinase binding; cyclin-dependent protein serine/threonine kinase activator activity. NCBI's taxonomy places the organism in Eukaryota, Metazoa, Arthropoda, Insecta, Diptera, Culicidae. Gene Ontology annotation, cellular component: plasma membrane. Bases 1459 to 2484 code for a protein of 341 amino acids. The transcript has 3 exons. The record is from RefSeq and is a predicted model, not a curated record.